CCAUCCCCCAUCCCCCGGCCCCGACCCCCGGCCCGGUUUGGCUGCGGGAGGACGGAGCAGGAGGUUGUGUGAGGAUGGAAGGUGGACAGCAGCAUCCAGCUCCCUAACAGGGUGACCGGGGCACCUACGGACUUCCGGGCGGCUCCACCCGCCGAUGCUGACCUCUCCCCCCCGCCCCGCCGCCAGCAUGUUGAAGCCCAGCGGGCUGAAAACUCCUAGUCGUGGGGGCAAACAUGCCAGCCCCGUGGGCCGGUCAGUGGCCGGGACAGGGGCCGCCUCGGGCGUUGCCACCGGCGGCUCCAAAGAAGGGUCGCCACUGCACAAGGCGCCCAUCCCCUUGGCGCCCGCGGAGAAGCCGGGCCCGAAGCCGGCCGAGGUGGGCGACGACGACCCCGGCGACUUGGCGUUGGGCGAACGCGUCUGGGUGAACGGCGUGAAGGCGGGCGUCGUGCGCUACCUAGGCGAGACGCAGUUCGCCCCGGGCCAGUGGGCGGGCGUCGUGUUGGACGACGCCGUGGGCAAGAACGACGGCGCGGUGGGCGGCGUGCGCUACUUCGAGUGCCCGCCGCUGCAGGGCAUCUUCACGCGGCCCUCCAAGCUGGCCCGGCAGCCGGCCGCCGAGGGCGCGGGUGGGGACGGGCCCCCGGUGGAGUCGCUCACGGCCCAGAACCUGUCGCUGCACGCGGGGGCCGCCACCCCGCCCCUGGCCGCCCGGGUCGGGCCGCUCCGGGACAGCGUCCUCAGCAACUCCGUGAAGACCGGCAACGAGUCCGGCUCCAACCUCUCCGACAGUGGCUCCGUCAAGAAGGCCGACAGGGACCUGCGCGUCGGGGACCGCGUCCUGGUCGGUGGCACGAAGACGGGCGUGGUGCGCUAUGUGGGUGAGACAGACUUCGCCAAGGGGGAGUGGUGUGGCGUGGAAUUGGACGAGCCCCUGGGCAAGAACGACGGGGCCGUGGCUGGGACCAGGUACUUCCAGUGUCCACCCAAGUUUGGCCUCUUCGCUCCCAUCCACAAGGUCGUCCGCAUCGGCUUCCCGUCCACCAGCCCGGCCAAGGCCAAGAAAAGCAAGCGGAUGGCUAUGGGGGUCUCGGCCCUGACCCACAGCCCCAGCAGCUCCUCCAUCAGCUCCGUCAGCUCCGUGGCCUCUUCGGUCGGGGGCCGGCCCAGCCGCAGCGGCCUGCUGACAGAGACCUCGUCACGCUACGCCCGCAAGAUCUCGGGCACGACGGCCCUGCAGGAGGCCCUGAAGGAGAAGCAGCAGCACAUCGAGCAGCUGCUGGCCGAGCGGGACCUGGAGCGAGCCGAGGUGGCCAAGGCCACCAGCCACAUCUGUGAGGUGGAGAAGGAGAUCGCUCUGCUCAAGGCCCAGCACGAACAGUAUGUCUCGGAGGCGGAGUCCAGUCUGCAGCGAGUUCGGGCCCUGGUGGACAGCGUGCAGAAGGAGAAGAUGGAGCUGCUGAACCAGCUGGAGGAGGAGAGAAGGAAGGUUGAAGACCUGCAGUUCCGGGUUGAGGAAGAGUCCAUCACCAAGGGGGACCUGGAGACCCAAACGCAGCUGGAGCACGCUCGCAUUGGGGACCUCGAGCAGAGCCUGCUGUUCGAGAAGGCCCAGGCGGAAAAGCUGCUCCGGGAGUUAGAGGAUAACCGGCUGACCACGGUGGCGGAGAAGUCUCGGGUCCUGCAGCUGGAGGAGGAGCUGAGCCUGCGGCGAGGGGAGAUCGAGGAGCUGCAGCAGUGCCUGAGGCAGGCGGGUCCGGCCGACCCGGCGGACCCCGACUCGGGCCUGCAGGCCGAGGCGGCUCGGCUGCGGGAGCAGCUGCUGGGCGGCGCGAGGGAGCACCAGCGGGAGCGCGCCCGGCUGCGGGACAAGUACGAGAAGGCGCUGCGGGCCCGCCAACAGGAGGCCGACCGCCUGCGCGAGGCCAACGAGAAGGGCGCGCAGGAGAUCGCCGACCUGAAGCGCAAGGUCCAGCAGGCCGCCCACGAGAACAUGGGGCUCAUGGACGACUGGAAGUCCAAGCUGGACACGCUGGCCUCCGACCACCAGAAGUCCCUGGAGGACCUCAAGGCCACGCUGAGCGCCGGCCCCGACCCCCCGCACAAGGAGCUGGCCGAGCUCAAGGCCGUGAUGGACAGCGCCAAGAUGGAGCACCAGCUGGAACUGGGCAACCUGCGCGCCCGGCACGACAUCGAGGUGGCCGUGCUGGCCAAGGAGCGCGAGGCCCUGCGGGCCGAGCUGCAGGAGAGCCGCGAGGCGCUGGAGCGGGACCGGCGCCACUGGGAAGCGCAGCUGGAAGCGCGGGCCAGCCAGCACGUGCUCGACCUGCAGGCGGCCCGGGACCAGGCGCGCGAGGCCGAGCGCCGGGCACGCGAGCUGGAGGCGCGCCACCGCGACUGCGGGGACCAGGCGCGCGCCCUCGCCCUCCUCCGGGACCAGCUGCCCCUGGCCGAGAAGAAGAUGGCCGACUACGAGGCCCUGAGGGAAGCCGAGGCCCGGGGCCGCGACGACAUCCGCCGUCUGGAGGAGCAGCUCCUCGUCCUGCAGAACCAGCGCCGGGGUGUGGAGCCCCUCCGCCCGGCCCUAAACGCAAACGUGAUCGAGAUGAACGACAUCUCGGAAGAGAAGAUGGAGAUGAAACAGGCCAUGGAAGAUCUGCAGGACAAACUGAGCAAGAGAGACAAGGAGGUGGCGGCCCUGACCUCGCAGACAGAGACGCUAAGGGCCCAAGUAAGUGCUUGGGAGACCAAAUGCCAGGCCGGGGACGGGAAGGUGGACGCCCUCCUGAGGGAGACCAGGCGGCUGGAGGCGGAGCUGUUGGGGGGCGGGUCCCGGCCGGCCCGCGGGCUUGACGCCUCAGAUGGGCAGCUGGUCCUCUUCGGUCAGGAGCUGCUCCAGAAAGAGAGGAGCCUGAGCGAGCUGCGGGCGCAGCGGCUGGAGGCCGGCCGGCGCUCCCCGCGGCCGGAGCGAGACCUGGGCCGCGAAGGCCCCGCGGCCGAGUGGCGGCUCGAGGAGCAGGAGCUCAAGGACGACAUCAGAGACCUGCGCGAGAAACUGCUGCUGCUUCUGGACAAAGAGAAGUCUGCGUCGGAGCCGGUCUGCGCCUCGUCUCCCGAGGCCUCCCCGGAGUCGGAGCUGCAGAGGCUGCGGCAGCGUCUGGCCGGCACCGAGGAUGUCCUGCGCAGCGUCCUGGAGCAGGGGCAGCACGUGGAGCGGCUCCUGGAGGCCGCGCUCCGCUCCCCCGAGCGGGGCCGGGUGAUCGGAAUCCCCGGGCCAGCCAACGGCAUUCACCAGCAGGAGAGAGCCAGCCAGCACCAGGAGCAGCCCUGACCAGAAGAAGGGGUGCAGAGGUCAUUCUGGGCCCCAGCCUGGUGGUGGCCCCAGACAAUCCCCAGAUGGGAGCUGCCAGCGCCCGGAUGGACAGACUGACUGGACCUUCCUCUCGGCCCCGGCCCCCCCCCGCCCCCAAUCCGUGCCCAGCCCCCCACCCCCCUGGACGUGUCCUGGAAUCGUGCAGCCCAAGGGUGCCCCUCUCUCCCCCAGCUGUUGGAGGGGCCACACCCGCACCCCCCCCAGUCACCCUGAGGGCCGGGAACAGCUGGAGUUGGGGGGUCUCGCCCCCCCAACUCUCAAUCCCCCUUUCAAAGCAGGGAGGGGUAGUCCGGGAGACGGGCGCCCUCCUCCAGGCCGGUAGCGGAGCCUCUGAUUCAAGGAGCAUCGGAGUGGGAGGGGGCGGCCCCCUGCCCCUCCACCAGUGACCAAGCACCGCGGGUCGUCCCCCCGCCCCCCGUGUUGCCCCCCGUGUCUCGUCCCCGUUGUCGGUCUCACUAAUUUAUUUCACCUUCAAGGAGCAGCCUCACCUAAGGGAAGAAACGCUGGCAGGAAAGAACAGGUGGGGAGACCCUUGGCUCCAUUCCCAUCCUCAUCCUGCCCCCGCCCCCCCACCGGCCUCCUCCCCCAGUCCCGAUUGCGAGGGGCCCCCAACCCUGUCCCCGUGGGCCACGGGCACCGUCAGGAAUGGACGCUCGGCCUGGCCUGGUGGCCCGAGGUGGGAAGGAGUUGACGGGCUUCAAGCCCCUGCACGGGGACUAUUCCAAAACCUCCUCCUUCUGGUCGGUCACCAGGGCACCCCCCCGUUCCCUUCCCCAAAGGGCCCCUCGGGAUUUCCUUCUGGUUGCCCCAAGGCUGGGGCAUGCCGGAUGGGGGCUUCGUGUCUGGGGCCCUUCAGGGAGGGGCGGCAGAGCCGGCUGUGUCUCCCAGACCCCACCCCUGAGGCCAGAAGCCGUGUGUGACCUUUUCACACAAUUACCCGGCCGCUGUUGCCUGGCACCCGCCUAUCCCCGGGUUCCGGUGCCCUGCCCACCCUCUCGGGGCUGCAGCCCUCGUGAUCCGGGGCAUCGCUGACCGCCAAGCCCGGGCCACUGGACUUGCCACAGCCUCCAUCCCCUCUGCUUCCCCUGCCGUUCCCUCCCCCGCCCUCCUGGGCCCCGGGGCCUGCUGUGGGGACCAGCUAGCCGCUGGACCUCCAUCCACUGCUCCCAGGGCAAGUUGCAGAGCGCGGGGGCUUCGUACUAAAACCAAUAAACCUUGUGGCUAAGGUCGGUGA
Molecule: messenger RNA, 4607 nt
Organism: Ornithorhynchus anatinus (platypus)
Lineage: Eukaryota; Metazoa; Chordata; Mammalia; Monotremata; Ornithorhynchidae
Gene: CLIP2
Product: CAP-Gly domain containing linker protein 2
Exons: 17
Coding region: 155-3331 (1058 amino acids)
Biological process (GO): cytoplasmic microtubule organization
Cellular component (GO): microtubule plus-end; cytoplasm; nucleus
Molecular function (GO): microtubule plus-end binding
Source: RefSeq, a predicted model, not a curated record